AUGGCUCAUUUACUUAACUCUCAAUAUUCCACAAUACCGUGUGCUUUGCAUCAUAAACCACCUCAACACUUCACUUACAAUAACAUUUUCUUACAACUUUACAUCUACAACAAAAAACCUUAAUCGAAUAAUUAGUUGUUAAAAUCAGAUCGACUGAUUCAGCAAAGAUCCAUAUACUUCUUUUUACAGAAACCCCCACGUGCUUAUACUGAUUGUUUCUCCCAUUUUUAUUUGAUCUUAACUUCCUACAAAAUCCUACUUCAUUCUUAUAUAUAUUCAUCUCUUUAAGCUCUUAAUAAUCACUUAAAAUCAAACACAUUCGAAACCUCCCUAGACAAACAUAUUUUUAUUUAUCAGAUACACGUAUUUUUAGGGUCGCGCUGUCUUAUCUCAGAGUUAUUAAGCUCGAACUAUACCAUCAAACCCCCUACAUCCCUCCCCUCGUUCUCCACGAGAAUCAAUAUCUUUAUAUUACAAUAUGGUUUAUGAUGAGCCAAAAAAGAAAAUGAUCAUCUUAGUGCCAUAUCCAGCACAAGGUCAUGUUACUCCCAUGCUAAAGCUAGCAUCCACUUUAUCAACGUUUGGGUUACAACCCUUGUUGGUCCUCCCAGAGUUCAUCCAUCAUCCGAUCGUCGCUAAAGUCGACGCCGCGACGAAAGGUGGGAUCGUGUGUGUGUCUAUCCCAGAUGGGUUGGAUGAGACCAAGCCAAGGGAUUUCUUUGCUAUUGAGAAAGCAAUGGAGGACUAUAUGCCGGCUCAUUUGGAACGUAUGAUUCGUAAGAUAAAUGGUGAUGAAAAUAUUAUUGCGUGCAUGGUAGUUGAUCUUUUGGCUUCUUGGGCUAUUGACGUGGGUUUAAAAUGUGGUGUUGCUGUUGCUGGGUUUUGGCCUGCGAUGUUGGCUACUUAUACUUUGAUAUCUUCUAUACCUCAGUUGGUUCAAAGAGGUCUUAUCUCUGAGUCAGGGCUUCCACAACUUAAAGGACCAAUAUCAUUUCAACAUGACCAACCUCUUGUGGAUAUUAAAGAUAUGCCAUGGUUAAUCGGAACUCAGGCUGCUAAAAAGGCAAGAUUCAAGUUUUGGGCCAGAACUAUGGAUCGGUCCAGAUCUCUUAAGUGGCUCCUUGUCAACUCCUUCCCAUAUGAAUCACAAAAAUUACGAGUCUCAAAUUCAGACAACAGCCCAACUACAUUUCAAGUUGGGCCAUUGAGCGGUAAUGGGCUAAGUGAAAGCCCGACUUUUUGGGAUGAGGAUGGAAGUUGUUUAGAAUGGCUUGAGCAACAAAAGCCCAACUCAGUCAUAUACAUAUCAUUUGGAAGUUGGGUCAGCCCAAUAGGUGAGGCGAAGGUAAGGAGAUUAGCAUUGGCAUUGGAAGAGUUGGGCAGGCCAUUUAUUUGGGUACUUGGACCUGCAUGGAGAGAUGGACUACCCAAAGGGUAUAUAGAAAGAGUUUUAAAACAAGGGAAAGUUGUAGCAUGGGCACCACAAGUAGAAAUUUUGCAACAUAAGGCAAUUGGGUGUUAUAUCACACAUUGUGGUUGGAAUUCGACAAUAGAGGCAAUACAAUAUAAAAAAUGCCUCUUGUGUUUUCCAGUAGCUGGUGAUCAAUCGUUGAAUUGUGAAUAUAUUGUUAACGUGUGGGAAAUAGGGGUUAAGUUACGUGGAUUUAAUAUCAAGGAUAUUAGUAAUGGCGUGAAAAGAGUGAUCGAGGAUCGGGAGAUGAAGAAAAAGAUAGAGAUGUUGCACAUGAAAGUUUUCGGGAAGCAAGCAAUCUUUAAAGUUGAAGAAAAUAUGUUGCGUUUCAUAAAUGAUGUCAAGAGAUCUGAUAAUGCAUUGAAUUUCAACUUAUGAGAGUUUGGUAGAGAAUAUAUGUCAACAUUCUCCUCGUAAGUUUAAGAUAUAUUUAUAUAUAUUCUCUAUUAGUGUUUAUGGAAAGAAAUUGAAUUAGCAACAAAGAAAAGGAGAUGAUGGUAGAGAAAAAUGGUCCUUUAUUCUUUGAUACCAUUCUUUUCUUCUUUGGUAUUCAGAGCAAUAUGCCUUCCAAUUUGUUUAGGUCAUCGUAAUUAAAUCUGACAAUGAAAAAUAAUUGUAUAUUUCUUCUA
Molecule: messenger RNA, 2100 nt
Organism: Beta vulgaris subsp. vulgaris (sugar beet)
Lineage: Eukaryota; Viridiplantae; Streptophyta; Magnoliopsida; Caryophyllales; Amaranthaceae
Product: UDP-glycosyltransferase 82A1
Exons: 2
Coding region: 479-1849 (456 amino acids)
Molecular function (GO): UDP-glycosyltransferase activity
Source: RefSeq, a predicted model, not a curated record